UAGAACCUGGUCUAAGCUCUGGCAUGUCAGCUUCCAGGGCUACCGCCGACGUGAGCAGAGGGAGACGUGAUGUUGAGUCUAUUGUACGCUCGACAGGCGGGUUUGGAGGACCCGCUUCGCUUCCGUAGAGCUCAGUCCACACGGAGGGUACUGGAACUGGAGUUAAACAAAGACAGAGAUGUUGAAAGAAUCCAUGGCAGUGGAAUUAACACUCUUGACAUUGAAUCUGUUGAAGGAAGAUACAGCAUGUUAUCAGGUGGUUCAGAUGGUGUGAUUGUACUUUAUGACCUUGAGAACUCCACCAGACAACCUUAUUACACAUGUAAAGCAGUAUGUUCCAUUGGCAGAAGCCAUCCUGAUGUUCACAAAUACAGUGUGGAGACUGUUCAGUGGUAUCCUCAUGACACGGGAAUGUUCACAUCCAGCUCAUUUGAUAAAACUCUGAAAGUAUGGGAUACAAACACAUUGCAGAUUGCAGAUGUAUUUAAUUUCGAGGAAACAGUUUAUAGUCAUCAUAUGUCUCCAGUAGCCACCAAGCAUUGUUUGAUAGCAGUUGGUACUAGAGGACCCAAAGUACAACUUUGUGACUUAAAGUCUGGCUCCUGUUCUCACAUUCUCCAAGGUCACAGACAGGAAAUAUUGGCAGUUUCCUGGUCACCACGUUAUGACUAUAUCUUGGCAACAGCAAGUGCUGACAAUAGAGUAAAAUUAUGGGAUGUGAGGAGAGCAUCAGGAUGUUUGCUUACUCUUGACCAGCAUAAUGGGAAAAAGUCACAAGCUGUUGAAUCAGCAAACACUGCUCAUAAUGGGAAAGUUAAUGGCUUAUGUUUUACAAGUGAUGGACUCCACCUGCUCACUGUUGGAACAGAUGAUAGAAUGAGGCUGUGGAAUAGUUCCAGUGGAGAAAACACACUAGUAAAUUAUGGAAGAGUUUGCAAUGAUAGUAGAAAAGGACUGAAAUUCACUGUGUCCUGUGGCUGCAGCUCAGAAUUUGUUUUUGUACCACAUGGUAGCGUCAUUGCUGUGUAUACAGUAUACUCAGGAGAACAGAUAACUAUACUUAAGGGACACUAUAAAAGUGUUGACUGUUGUGUCUUUCAGUGUAAUUUCCAGGAACUUUACAGUGGUAGCAGAGACUGCAAUAUUCUUGCUUGGGUACCAUCCUUAUAUGAACCAGUUCCUGAUGAUGAUGAUGAUGAUGAGACUACACCCAAAUCCCAGUUGAACCGAGCAUUUGAAGAUGCCUGGAGCAGCAGCGAUGAGGGGUGAACAGCAGCCUGUAUCCCUUGAACUCUGGUGAGAUGCCCGAAAGAGCAGCAUCUGUGUGAACUUUAGAACUCAGCCACUAUCCCUCCUGCCUCUAUGACGGGACUUCAAGUGAGACUGCCAGAACAGGGGUGUCUUUGUGGGCUUUGGUUUGUGGUUGUUCUUUUAUUGUUUUGGAGAUUGGACCUCACUGUGUAGCUCUGGCUGGCCUGGAACGUUCUAUAUAGACCAUGCUGGGAUCAAACUUGCCACUGUUCCCCUGCCUCUUGCUUCCCAAGUGUAAGGAUUUCAGGUGUGCACCACAUCAUCCCACCUGUGUAUGUGGGUUUUUUUAUUGUUUCAUUUUGGUUUUUAAUGCUUCAGUCUGUUUCUAGCCAGUUAGCCUUGAAUUUGGUAUACCUUCACCUAUGUUUAAGUAAAGUUAAUAUAUAUAUAUAUAUAUAUAUAUAAAAUCCUAAAAUAGACUUCUGUGUUUUAAUUAACCAAAGCUUGUCUCCUUGGUGCCAGUUGCUGUGGUAGAGGGCCAGCCCCUGUGGGUGCAGUGCAGGAACAGAAGGCAGUGUCCUCAGCUGGGGCCUUGUGCAGAUCUGUUGCACUAUAAGACACAGUCUCAGAGGGAGUUGGUAGCACUAACUGUCUCCCACUGGCUAUAUCAUCACCCUGCUAAUUCCACUUUCAGGAAGGAUUUUAUCAAGGAUAAUUACAUAAAAAUUAAUUGUUGAAAAGAUAGCAUUAAAACUUCCUUUUACUCAUAUUGCAUGAUUUCAUUUAAUUGAUUGUCAUCUAACUUUAUAUUGAACAGUUGGUGACUCAGUAUUUCUUACAGUGUGACAGUACAUCAUAUGGGGAAUUUUCCUUCUGCUUUAUCUUACUGUCAGAGGGUAGCUUGUAUUCAUUUCUGAAUACCUUUCAUUAAAACUUUUGAGAUGUGACCAGGUCCUGCUUCAUUCAUUGAUACAGAAAGUACCAGGACAGGGAAUCUGGCCCAAACAUGAAAUGUUGUAAUAAAAUUGCUAUUCUCUCUCUC
This is a messenger RNA of Nannospalax galili (Upper Galilee mountains blind mole rat), 2293 nucleotides long. RefSeq names its product ERCC excision repair 8, CSA ubiquitin ligase complex subunit (gene Ercc8). Gene Ontology annotation, biological process: proteasome-mediated ubiquitin-dependent protein catabolic process; transcription-coupled nucleotide-excision repair; protein polyubiquitination. Gene Ontology annotation, cellular component: Cul4A-RING E3 ubiquitin ligase complex; nucleotide-excision repair complex. Lineage: Eukaryota; Metazoa; Chordata; Mammalia; Rodentia; Spalacidae. Bases 70 to 1269 code for a protein of 399 amino acids. The record is from RefSeq and is a predicted model, not a curated record. The transcript is spliced from 12 exons. Gene Ontology annotation, molecular function: protein binding.